AUGAAGGGGGCAGGGUGGAUAUGCGCGCGGGCGUGGCUCUGCGCCGCCGAUAAAAUCAAGGCAGGCCAUCAGAAUCGGUUUCUGUUGGCCAUUGACAGAUUGGAUAUGAGAGUGGCUGGCCGCUCCCACGCGUACAACAGCGUCAUCGAGGCCUGGAAGGAGACCCCGGAGGGGUUGGAAUUACUGGUCAAUGACUCGUCUCAGGAACUGCGCAGUGUGAAUCUACUGCUGGGCCUGCCUGCCUUGCAUCUCUACCCGGACCUGAAUGUCCUCGCAAUGAGAGACCCACAUGUUCUCUAA
This is a messenger RNA of Aspergillus novofumigatus IBT 16806, 300 nucleotides long. RefSeq lists its product as uncharacterized. The transcript is spliced from 2 exons. The coding region runs from base 1 to 300 and encodes 99 amino acids. Lineage: Eukaryota; Fungi; Ascomycota; Eurotiomycetes; Eurotiales; Aspergillaceae. The record is from RefSeq and is a predicted model, not a curated record.